CGCCCAGGUGACUUUGAUCACGCCCACUCCAGAAGCCCCCGGCGACGCCGCUGCCACCGCUCAGGAGAUUCCAGUUGCGUUCCCAUGGUGUCUGUGCUGUCCGGGCGGCUUGGCACUGAAAAGUAAAGCAACGUGUGUGUUGGUUCGACAGAAUACAAAGUGAAACGGACUUACUGGAUAUUCAAUUGGAUUUCUCCACUCCUGAGCUGUGACAGUUCGCCUCCGUAAACGUAAGGCGUGCUUGUCAGCGAGCGAGUAGAAUGGCAUAUUCAGCCCCGGAAGAUGAGUAUGGAUGUUCUUGUGCUGAAGGUGGUGAUCAAGUCAGUGAACAAGCUGAAGUUGUCUUGCGUGGAUAUAUUUUACAGUCGAUGAGGCAUGACAAUUGUCCAGGUGUGAACAUCAGUGCAGAAGAUUUGGGUGGAUCUCAAAGUGAAAGUACAAAUCCCGAAGUAAAGGACAUAGUACGAAGUUUGAUACAAAUUGGAGAUGAACUAAGCAGGAACACUGAACUUGAGUACCUUAUUGAUCACAUUGAAUUUAGCUCAGCACAGGAAGUUUUUAAUAUUGUGGCCAAGAGAAUUUUUGAAGAUGGAAUUAACUGGGGCAGAGUGGUCGCCCUUUUUCAUUUUGCUUACAAACUAAUAUGCAAGGCCAUAACUUCAAAUUGCAAAGAGAUGGUUAGAAGAGUAAUGUACUGGGCAUUAGGAUUUUUUAGGACCCGCAUUUCCUGGUGGGUUAGAGAACAAGGAGGAUGGGGAGCAGUUCAAAGCUAUUUUCAAAGUCUGAACUGGCCAAACGUUGCACUGUUUGUAGCUGGAGUCCUCACUGGAGCUAUGGCAUAUUGGAAAAUGUCUUAAUGAAAGAACAAGAUAACGAACUGUACUCUUCAUGUGUCAUGUCCAUGGCAAAAGCUAAAAACCAAAGAUCUUUAGAAGAACCUUACAUGAAAAUAUCAUGUUUGGGUGAUAGGCCAGAAACUGACUGACUGUAUUUUACAAAACUCCACUCCACUGUAGAUUUUCAUCCUGAGAUUUUGACCGACCAUGGGUUGGCCUCUGUGCAUGGAAUGGGAUGCUGUUUUUUACUUUGGUGUUUGAUUAUCCAGCGUUUUAAUUAACCCUUGCAUUAUUCUGUGAUGUUUUUAGAGAUUAACUGUUUUUUUUUUUACAAAGUAUAAAAUCAUUUCUGAAGCUUAAAUACGAUGCAAAAUUUCAGUUUUAAAAAGAGUGUAUAUACUGUAUUACCAUCAAGUUUCAAGUAUUUAACAUUUAUACGGCAAUGCGAUUCUCAGGACAAUUGUGUUAACAAUAACUUUAUAUUUUUUAUUUUAUUAAAAACAUUGAGAUUUCCCUUCCACGGUCUACUGUAGUCUAGUUUGAUCAGUUCUAUUAUGAUGCUGUAAAACACUGGCAGUUUAUCUGUAUGUCUUGGUGUAGUGUGGAGAGCUGUGCUGUUUUUAGGAGUGAAGAACUGGUCUUUUAUAUACUGCCUGAAUUCAUACCUUGGAGAAAAAUGGCAAUAUGGUGUAAGAAAUGAUAAUUGUUUUACAUCAGGACAGAAAUGUGGGAAGUCAUUACUGCGUGAGAUGUAGAAUUAAGGUAACCAGUGCCUGCCUCUCUUAGUUUUCAUUAGCAGUACAAAAACUAGCCUAAUAGAUAUGAAACUUGAGAAACCUGCCUAAGGAAUUCUGGUUUAUGUAAAUAUUUCUUAAAAAUAAACAUUUGUAUUGCCUGUGAUUCAUUUUCUUUUAGUUAGAUUAACCCCCCCCAAAUUAAUGCAUUUUUGUGUUUAAUGUCUUUUAUUGAGAGCCAUACAUCAGUGGUAGCUAAUGGUUUUUGUUCUUUUUACAUUUUUCCACAAGUAAGAGAGAAAAUUAAAAUUGCAUUUUUUUUCACGUGAAGUAUUGUGAUGAACUUUGAUUUCUAAACUCAGUUUUACGUUUUUUCCAUGAUAAGGGUUUCUGUGAGUUUAUGUUUAUUUCAUUGAUGCCUCUUUCCAUGCCAGCUUACAACAUUUGAGGUACAGUUGGUUACAUUUUUUUUGCUUCUCUAAAUGAAGCGCAGGCAGGUGAAAUGAUUUGCACAAAGUCCUGGUGUGAGUAGCAGAAUUUAAACCCACAACAUCAGGGUUUCAAGUCCAAAGUCUUAACCUUUACCAUAAACUGAGUUCACUUUCAUUUGCAUUUCUUUGCUUAGUAGACACUUUCCUCCAAAGUCACCAGCAAAAUAGGUCCACAUAACUGAGUAACAUCAGUCUGGUAGAGUGUUUGGGAACAAGUGUGACAGAUCAAGGUAUCAAAAUUGACCUUCACAAGUGAUGAGCUCUGGACAAAAUAGCAGCAAGUCACAGUCCCUAGAUUACAAAACCUAUGGCUAAUAUCAGUUUGACAGAUGUUCAUCGAACAAGAGUCUUCAAUUACUUCUUAAACACGUUGAAGGAGUGGAGGUGGGCAGCUCGUUCCACUAGUGAAGAGCUUCACAUUAAAAGAGUCUGGAUUGGAAUAUGGUGUCCUGUGUAGGUUGCAUUGACAUUGUUCACCAAAACACAUGAGUAGGCAAAAAGGAGCAUCGGACCUCGCAAGUGUUUCCAGUGCAGUGCAUCAAGAUGGUUGGUAAGCAUCAAGAUUUGAACUUAAUAUGUUCCACCAUAGAAACUCAAUGCAGUGAUCUGAAAAAAAGAGUGACAUGUGCCCGCUUCAGCUGGUAGAACACAUGCUGGCUCCAUUUUGAAUCAUCUGCAGCGGCUUGGUGACACAUGUCAUUACUCCUGCCUUCAGGAAGUUCACAAAAAUCUUAUUUCUAAAUAUGACUUGUCUUUAUAACAAUAAAUGUUACCUUUAAUAAAAAAAAAUCAAAAGUUUUUUUUAAAAAAAACAAGGUUUUAAUUUUGUUCAAAGUAUUUUUUUUAAUAAUUCCAGUGUUUGUCACUUGCCUAAAUUUACAUUAGUCCAAGAGAGAGGUUUUACUAU
Erpetoichthys calabaricus (reedfish) is the source of this 2968-nucleotide messenger RNA. RefSeq lists its product as uncharacterized. Gene Ontology annotation, molecular function: protein homodimerization activity; channel activity; protein heterodimerization activity. Gene Ontology annotation, cellular component: mitochondrial outer membrane. Lineage: Eukaryota; Metazoa; Chordata; Cladistia; Polypteriformes; Polypteridae. Bases 261 to 857 code for a protein of 198 amino acids. Gene Ontology annotation, biological process: intrinsic apoptotic signaling pathway in response to DNA damage; positive regulation of apoptotic process; release of cytochrome c from mitochondria. The transcript has 6 exons. The record is from RefSeq and is a predicted model, not a curated record.